GUGCCUCAACAGCUGAAUUGAAACGGCGUCAUUUAGUUGAGUUCCAGUUCAGACAAGUACGGUUUGGGCUGCAAAACGCAAAGCCUUAAAAUCCUAUCAUCAUUAGUAUGCAAUUGUAUACUGUAUGUGGUACUGAGCAACCGCGUUGAAUAUUUUUCUGCAAAAUUUAUCAGAAGGCUACGAUAAUUUGUGAUUUGAAGAGGAUGCUUGCUUGUCUGGGUAGAAAAUGGACGAGAUUGCCGACGGGUAAUCCAAAACCAACCUGGAAACUGGUCAACGGGGACGCAAGUAGCAGCAGAGGAAGAAUCGCGAGAGGAUUAAGCGCUGGAUUGGAAACGAUAGCUAAAGAGAGAGUUGACACCGUCGUGAUCGGUGCCGGAGUCGUGGGUUUAGCGGUGGCGCGUGAGCUCAGUCUCCGCGGAAGAGAGGUGCUGAUCCUCGACGCCGCCUCGUCGUUCGGCACCGUGACGAGUUCUCGAAACAGCGAGGUCGUCCACGCCGGAAUCUAUUAUCCACCAAACUCUCUAAAGGCCAAGUUUUGUGUAAGAGGAAGGGAAUUGCUCUACAGGUAUUGCUCAGAACAUGAAAUCCCUCACAGGAAGAUUGGUAAGCUAAUCGUUGCCACAGGAUCCUCUGAGAUACCGAAACUGGAUCUAUUGAUGCAUCUUGGAACUCAGAAUGGAGUCUCGGGUCUAAGGAUGUUGGAAGGUUUUGAAGCAAUGAGAAUGGAGCCGCAGCUUCGGUGUGUUAAAGCAUUGCUAUCUCCUGAGUCUGGGAUUCUUGAUACACAUGCCUUGAUGCUAUCUUUAGUGGGAGAAGCAGAGAACAGUCACGCAACUUUCUCGUACAAUACAGUGGUUUUAAACGGUCGUGUUGAAGAAAAGAAGAUGCAUUUGUUCGUUGCUGAAACCGGAUCAUUUGAAUCUCGGUGUGAGGCAGAGGCACAGCUUGAGCUAAUCCCUGAUCUCGUUGUUAACUCUGCGGGAUUAGGUGCUCAAGCUCUAGCAAAGAGAUUCCAUGGCUUAGAUCAUCAAUUCAUUCCCUCCUCUCACUAUGCUCGUGGAUGCUACUUUACGCUAUCAGGCACAAAGUCUCCACCUUUCAAUAAGCUUGUGUAUCCUAUACCUGAGGAAGGAGGUCUCGGUGUCCAUGUCACUGUUGAUUUGAACGGUCUUGUCAAGUUUGGUCCCGAUGUAGAAUGGAUUGAAUGCGCAGACGAUCAAUCAAGCUUCCUUAACAAGUUUGAUUAUCGUGUAAACCCACAACGAGCGGAGAAAUUCUACCCAGAGAUCAGAAAGUACUAUCCGGAUCUCAAAGAUGGAUCAUUGGAACCUGGUUAUUCAGGCAUCCGUCCUAAGCUUUCCGGCCCAAAACAGCCUCCCGCAGAUUUUGUCAUACAGGGAGAGGAGACUCAUGGAGUUCCUGGUCUUGUGAAUCUCUUUGGCAUCGAAUCGCCUGGUUUAACUUCAAGCUUGGCUAUUGCAGAACAUAUAGCAAACAGGUUCGUAAGAUGAAUUUAAGAUCAUUUCCACGUUUGAGGUUAAAGCUGGCCCAAAAGUGGAACGCUUAGCAAGUUCAAACAGUUUCCUUUCUGUGUGAAAAUUUUUAUAGACUGUCUAUAAUUUUUGACGACCUUGCUAAAGUACUGUUGUAUUGAAAUGUUAAAAACUCAAGCUUUCAUCUUCUGUUCGACCUCUAAAUUAUCAACUCAAGAAAACGAUUCUGCUGUUACUAAAA
Eutrema salsugineum is the source of this 1737-nucleotide messenger RNA. RefSeq names its product L-2-hydroxyglutarate dehydrogenase, mitochondrial. Gene Ontology annotation, cellular component: mitochondrion. The transcript is spliced from 5 exons. The coding region runs from base 204 to 1514 and encodes 436 amino acids. The record is from RefSeq and is a predicted model, not a curated record. Gene Ontology annotation, molecular function: (S)-2-hydroxyglutarate dehydrogenase activity; (S)-2-hydroxy-acid oxidase activity. NCBI's taxonomy places the organism in Eukaryota, Viridiplantae, Streptophyta, Magnoliopsida, Brassicales, Brassicaceae.